Molecule: messenger RNA, 312 nt
Organism: Symbiodinium natans
Lineage: Eukaryota; Dinophyceae; Suessiales; Symbiodiniaceae
Source: the annotation of a GenBank genome assembly
AUGGCGUACACAGGAACCUUGAAGAAGUUCAUGGAUGGAAAGGGCUUCGGCUUCAUCGAGAACUCUGAUGGUUCUGGCGAUGUUUUUGUGCACUUCUCACAGCUGACCAAUGGUGGCUCCGACGACAUGAUUGUCGGGACAGAGAUGACCUUCGACAUCGAGGAAGAUGCGCGAAGCGGCAAAACCAAGGCCACCAACGUGACUCUGAUGGGCGGCGGCAGUGGUGGCGGUGGUGGCGGUGGUGGCUAUGACUCCGGAUACUCCAGCAAGGGCAAGGGCAAGGGCAAGGGCAAGCGCUAUGACCCGUACUGA